UUAGUAAUUACAGUAUUAACUAGAUUUAAUUUUGGAAUUCUAAUAAUUACAUGCAUAUUAAAAAUUUCCAUAUCAUCUUUCCUUGUCCUGCAUUUCUUUUCAUUUCUUUGGUUUAGCUGCUGGUUUUGCUGCGGGCUUUGCGGCCAGUUUUGGUUUAGAUGUUGGUUUUGUUAUUGGUUUUGAUGUCGGUUUUGCUGCCGGUUUUGAUGUGGUUUUGCUGCCGGUUUUGAUGUCGGCUUUGCGGCCGGUUUUGGUUUAGAUGUUGGUUUUGUUGUCGGUUUUGAUGCUGGUUUUACUGCCGGUUUUGAUGCUGAUUUUGCUACCGGUUUUGGUAUCGUCUUUGAUAUCGGCUUUGCUGCUGGUUUUGCUACCGGCUUUGCUGCUGGUUGUGCUACCGGCUUUGCUGUCGGUUUGGCUAUCGUCUUUGUUGUCGGUUUUGAUUCUUGCUUUGCUGCCAGCUUUUUUGUAGGUUUAAAUGUCGGUUUUAAUGCCUGUUUUGAUGCCAGUUUUUCUUCUGGUUCUGCUGUCAUUUUUGGAACUGGUUUUGUUACCGGCUUUGAUGUUGGUUUUACUGUCGAUUUUUCUAUAGGCUUUGAUACUGGUUUUGCCACCGGUUUUGCUAUUAGUUUUGAUGUUGGCUUUACUGCCGGUUUUGCUAUCGGUUUUGAAGUCGGCUUUUCUGUUGGUUUUGUUACCGGCUUUACAGUCAAUUUUGAUGGUGGCUUUGCUGCUGGCUUUUUUGUCGGAUUAUAUGUUGGUUUUGCUGUCGGUUUUGUAACCGGCUUUGCUAUCGGUUUUGAUGUUGGUUUUGGUGUCGAUUUUGCUACCGACUUUGAUACUGGUUUUACCACCGGUUUUGCUGUCAGUUUUGAUGAUGACAUUGUUGUUGGCUUUGUUGUUGGUUUGCCUUCUUCUUUCGAUGAUGGUUUAGCUACCGUUUUUGUUUUCGGUUUAGAUGUUGAUUUAGAUAUCGGUUUUGUUACUGGUUUAGAUAUCGGUUUAGUUGAUGGUUUAGCUAUUGGUUUAGAUGUUGGUUUAGCUAUUGGUUUAAUAAUCGGUUUAGUUGGUGGUUUAGUUGUCGGUUUAGAUGAUGGUUUAGAUGUCGAUUUAGUUGUUGGCUUUAUUGUUGGUUUACCUGCUUCUUUCGAUGAUGGUUUAGCUACCGUUUUUUUUGUCAGUUUAGAUGUUGGUUUAGUUAUCGGUUUUGUUAUUGGUUUAGUUGAUGGUUUAGCUGUCGAUUUGGACGUCGGUUUAGUGGUUGGUUUAAUUGUUGGUUUAGUUGAUGGUUUAGAUGUCGGUUUAGGUGAUGGUUUAGAUGACGAUUUAGUUGAUGGUUUAGAUGUCGGUUUAGAUGAUGGUUUAGAUGUCGGUUUAGUUGAUGGUUUAGCUACCGGUUUUGAUGAUGAUUUAGCUGAUUUAUCUGUUGGUUUAGUCGUCGGCUUAUUUGAUGUUUUAGUUGGCACUUGUUUAUCUGGUUUAUCUGGGGAAGCACCUCCACCCGGAAAACUUCCAUCUGAUACAUCUCUACCAGGUACAUCCAGUGUAGGUCCACCCGGUGCAAGUCCACUCAAUGCAUCUCCACCCGGUGAAGGUCCACUCGGUGUAGGCAGUCUUGGUAUAAGUCCUCUCGGUAUAAGUCCUCUCGGUAUAAGUCCACCCAAUAUCGAACCACUCGGUACAUAUGCAUCCGAUGGAGGACUACCUGGUGUGGAUGUAUCCGAUGGAGGUCCACCCGUUGCAGGCCCACUCGGUAUAAGUCCACCAAGUAUAGAUCCACCUGUUGAAGGUGUAUUAGAUGAAGGUCCAUCUGAAAAACUUCCACCUGAUACAUCUCCACCAGGUAAAGGUCCAUCCGGUGCAAAUCCACUCAUUGCAUCUCCAUCCAGUGAAGGCCCACUCGGUGCGGGUCUACUCGGUGCAGGUAGUCUCGGUAUAAGUCCUCUUGGUACAAGUCCUCUUGGUAUAAAUCCUCUUGGUAUACGUCCUCUCGGUAUAAUUCCUCUCGGUAUAAGUCCAUCCAAUAUCGAUCUACCCGGUUUAGCUACAUCCGAUGAAGGUCCACCAAGUGCAGGUGCAUCCGAUGGAGUUCCACCUGAUGCAGAACCACUCGGUAUAAGUCCACCAAGUGUAGAUCCACCUGUUGCUGGUGCAUCUGAUGGAGGUCCACCCGAAAAACUUCCACCUGAUACAUCUUCACCAGGUAAAGGUCCAUCUGGUGCAGGUUCACCCGGUGUAAGUCCACUCAUUGCAUCUUCACCCGGUGAAGACCCACUCGGUGCGGGCUCACUCGGUGCAGGCAGUCUCGGUAUAAGUCCUUUCGGUAUAAGUCCUCUCAGUAUACGUUCCCUUGGUAUAAGUCUUCUCGGUAUAAGUCCACCUAAUAUUGAUCUACCUGGUGCAGGUGCAUCCGAUGGAGGUCCAUCUAAUGCAGGUGCAUCCGAUGGAAGUCCACCUGAUGCAGGUCCACUCGAUAUAGGUCCACCAAGUAUAGAUCCACCUGUUGUAGGUGAAUCCGAUGGAGGUCCACCUGGAAAACUUCCACCUGAUAUAUCUCCACCAGGUAAAGGUCCAUCUGGUGCAGGUCCACCCGGUGCAAGUUCACUCAUUGCAUCUCCACUCGGUGAAGGCCCACUCGGUGAAGGCCCACUCGGUGCAGGCCCACUCGGUGCAGGUAGUCUCGGUAUAAGUCCUCUUGGUAUAAGUCCUCUCGGUAUAAGUCCUCUCAGUAUACGUCCUCUCGGUUUAAGUCGUCUCGGUAUAAGUCCACCCAAUAUUGAUCCACCCGGUGUAGGUGCAUCCGAUGGAGGUCCAUCUGGUGCAGGUGCAUCCGAUGAAAGUCCACCUGAUGUAGAUCCACUCGGUAUAAGUCCACCAAGUAUAGAUCCACUUGUUUUAGGUGCAUCCGAUGGAGGUCCUCUCGGAAAACUUCCACUUGAUACAUCUCCACCAGGUAAAGGUCCAUCUAGUGCCGGUGCAGGUGCACCCGGUGUAAGUCCACUCAUUGCAUCUCCACCUGGUGAAGGCCCAGCUGGUGCCGGCCCACUCGGUGCAGGUGCAUCUGGUGCAGGUACACCCGAUACAAGUCCACUUGGUAUAGAUAUAUCUGAUGGAGGUCCACCUGGUGCAGGUGCAUCCGAUGCAGGCCCACUCGGCAUAAGUCCACCAAGUAUAGAUCUACCUGUUGCAGGUGAAUCUGAUGGAGGUCCACCCGGAAAACUUCCACCGGAUACAUCUCCACCAUUUAUAGGUCCUUCCAGUGCAGACCCACCCGGUGCAGGCAUUUUCGGUAUAAGUCCACCCAAUAUAGAUCCACCCCAUGCAGGUGCAUCUGAUGGAGGUCCACCUAGUGCAGGUGCAUCUAAUGGAGGUCCACCUGCUGCAGGUGCAUCUGAUGGAAGUCCACCCGGUGCAGGUGCAUCCGAUGGAGAUCCACCCGGUGUAGGUCUACUUGGUAUAAGUCCACCAAGUAUAGAUCCACCUGUUACAGAUGCAUCCGAUAGAGAUCCCUCUGGUGCAGGUCCACCCAGUGGAGAUCCAUCUGAUAGAGGUGUAUCCAGUGGAGAUGUAUCCGGUGAAAGUGUAUCCGAUGGAGGUCCACCCGAUACAGAUGCAUUUGGUGGAAGUCCACUCGAUGCCGGUGUAUCUAGUGCGAGUCCUCGCGGUGCAAUUCUAUCAGAUGUAUCUCCACUCUGUAGAACUCCACCACCAGAUGUAUCUCUACCAGAUGCAUCCUCACCUGGUGUAGCUGCACUCGUUGUAUCUUCAUUCGGUAAAACUCCAUUUGAUGCAUCUUCAUCCGAUGUAGCUCCACUCGAUUUAUCUCCACUUGGGACAGCUCCAUCCGAUGCAUAUCCACCCGGUAUCAUUCCUAGACUAUUCGGAAAUUCUUUCCCUUGA
This is a messenger RNA of Arabidopsis lyrata subsp. lyrata, 3897 nucleotides long. Its product is annotated as collagen alpha-1(I) chain. The record is from RefSeq and is a predicted model, not a curated record. Lineage: Eukaryota; Viridiplantae; Streptophyta; Magnoliopsida; Brassicales; Brassicaceae.